This is a messenger RNA of Thelazia callipaeda (thelaziosis nematode), 1437 nucleotides long. NCBI's taxonomy places the organism in Eukaryota, Metazoa, Nematoda, Chromadorea, Rhabditida, Thelaziidae. The record is from the annotation of a GenBank genome assembly.
AUGGUUAAGUUGUGCGAUAUGGCAUUAAAGCAAGUUUGGAUUAUUCCUUUCUUAACAUGCAUAUUUACCAUUUCUGCGGCAUUUGUCUCCUUUCUAAGUCAAGAAAUCGAAAGUUAUUUUGUGGCAUUGUCAGAAAAACAUAUCACAGCAUUUUGGCCAUAUAUAAGUGAUAGUGGGACCUUACCGCCAGAAAGCUGCAUUUUCGGGCAACUGCUCAACCUUUCUGCUUUAUUUUGUGAUAGCAAUAACUGUAUACUUAAGACAUCGGCAACUAAUCGAAUUUUAUUGGCACCAUUUAGAACAAAAAUAAUUUUUGAAUACAAAUAUUUAAUUUUGCUUUCAAAUUUUCAAAUUCAAAUUGAUGAAUUAAAUUUACUGAUUUUUACUACUGAUAUCGUUUCUUGCAAAAGACAGCCGUUACUAAUGAAACGCGAACAAUUAGUAGAAUUCUUUAAUUUGCAUAUGAAUAUAAGUAGAGACGGAAAUUGGAGAAAUUACUGCUCUGUAUUUUUGUGGUUAGGUUAUUUAUCAGCAUUUGGAAUGAGUAUGGUUGGCAAUUUUCAAGAGGUCAAUAUGAUCAUUGUGCAUUAUACGGGUGCGCUGUUGGCCUUUGGUUGUGGCCUGGUAUAUACUUGGGCUCAGACGGUUUUUAGCUACCGAAUGAGGCCAAUGUUCACAAAAGUUAUCGUCCCACACUGUCGAUUACUUUUAUGCUGCCUUUCGUCAAUUUUUUUCAUUACUAUGAUAAUAUUUGGACCAAUUUUGGGCAAGCAACCAAGAGACACAAUUGACAGUGGCACAUUAUACAAAUGGACCCCAGAAUCUCCCAAUUACGCGGAACACAUGAUCGGUACGUGUUCAGAAUGGUUACUUGCAAUUUGUUUUGAACUUUACGUGCUUAGUUUUGCUUUUGAGUUGCGCAGUGCAAGUUGCCAUGCCCCAAAGUUAAAACUAAACUUAAGUCAGCAAUAUCAGUUCAACAUUGCAUCUUUUAAUAUUAACAGUGAUAGUAUGCUCACAACAGUUAAAAUUCUUUCUAACACUGAUAUUAUCAGCACAGCAAGUAUAAAUAAUAUGGAUUUAACGCAUAAAACGUUAACUUCAAAUCCGUCAAAUUGCGCACAUCAAAUACUUCAGAAUGCUGAAAAUUCAUCUAAUAAUGAUAAUCAAGGCAGUCCCAUUAACCCAGAACCUGUAACUGUCGUGUUUGUUUCUAUCAUAGCAAAGAUUGCUAAAAGAACAUCGCAAAUGAGCGCAGAGAACGGACUUAGACGCUUCAAUCUAAUUUGCAUGAAAACACAAAUAAAUCGAAAUCAAAUUAAAUGGGAGAAUAAAGAACUUUCUAGGACUAAUAUUUUCCGAUCUGCAAAAUUUAGGAUGUUAAUUAUCCAAGAAAUCUACCCAGGACUACCUGAGUAUAAGAUUCACCAGGACUAG